Molecule: messenger RNA, 483 nt
Organism: Zingiber officinale
Lineage: Eukaryota; Viridiplantae; Streptophyta; Magnoliopsida; Zingiberales; Zingiberaceae
Product: vegetative cell wall protein gp1-like
Exons: 1
Coding region: 1-483 (160 amino acids)
Source: RefSeq, a predicted model, not a curated record
AUGGUUUCAGAGGUACCUACCCCGUCCGUACCCGUCGUACCCACUCCUACGGUAUUCACAGUACCACCAGCGGUGCCACCUGCGGCAUAUUCGGCAUCUCCUUCGAUCGUGCCCACUGCGUACCCGGCACCCCCGCCACUAGUGCCUACGGCAUAUCCUGCACCACCACCACCAGUGCCUACAGUGUACCACGCACCAUCACCACCAGUGCCUACUGCUCACCCUACACCUGCACCAGCAGUAGUAGUUGCUCCACAUCCGGUACCACCACCUACCGCACCUCCAGCCGCACCCACUUAUGUUGACCCUGCAGUGCCACCAGCGGCACCUGCCCCUGUUUAUGCAACAAUACCGGGGAUACCUCCCCCGACCUAUCCAGCGGUACCACCUGUAGUAUCAGCUCCAGGUGAUUCAGAGAAGGAGCACGGAUCUUCUGGAUCGCAAAAUGUGAUUCAGAGAAUGGACCAGUUCACUCAUAAGUAG